AUGUCACACUCUAAAGCCAGCUCAAGCCAGAGCCUAGUAGAGUAUCCCACCGGAUCUUCCCGUGCCGCUCCCUAUAGUGUCGAUCGUUUCAUGGUCGAGUCAUCUUCCUAG
Messenger RNA from Colletotrichum lupini, 111 nucleotides. RefSeq lists its product as uncharacterized. The record is from RefSeq and is a predicted model, not a curated record. The transcript is spliced from 2 exons. Lineage: Eukaryota; Fungi; Ascomycota; Sordariomycetes; Glomerellales; Glomerellaceae. Bases 1 to 111 code for a protein of 36 amino acids.